AUGGAGAUAGACAACGCGCACGUUGCCGCGACUUCGGGACGGGUGUUGCACUUGUGGAGCGUUGGUGGCGAGUUGCGACCGAUCCACCGAGUGCGCGAAGCGGAAUGUGUUGCUCUACGACUUACGGUUCGCGGGGGCGUAAUAGAACUUCUUUAUCUAUGGUGCGUAAUGCACGAUGUGGAAUUUGUAAGAGAUCGGAACGGACAACAUAUUCAAUUUUGGAAAGAACGUAAGUCAUUGGAAGGUUUAUCCGUACGUGCAGUAUUUUUUAAUGUUUUUCAAUCCGUCAUUGUGUUAUUGUAUGUGCUUGAUAAUGAUACAAACACAAUCAUUCGCAUCAGUUGUUUUGUCGGGUUGGGUAUUGAAUGUUGGAAAAUCAAUAAGGUGUUGGACAUAAGCAUUKAUCGGCAAACACGGUAUUUAGGUAUUAUUCCAAAACUUACAUUUAAAGAAAAAGGGUCUUAUGCUGAAUCUAGCACUAAGGAAUAUGAUCGAGCUGCAUUUAAAUACUUAUCAUGGGUACUAUUUCCUCUCCUUGCUGCAUAUGCAAUUUAUUCACUUGUCUAUGAAGAACAUAAAGGAUGGUAUUCUUGGGUACUAAAUAUGUUGUACGGUUUUCUUUUAAUGUUUGGUUUCAUUACUAUGACUCCRCAAUUGUUCAUUAAUUAUAAGCUCAAGUCUGUAGCACAUCUUCCUUGGAGAAUGAUGUCUUAUAAGUGUUUAAAUACAUUCAUUGAUGAUAUAUUUGCAUUUGUCAUUAAAAUGCCAACAAUGUACCGUUUGGGAUGUUUUAGAGAUGAUAUUGUAUUUUUCAUAUUUUUGUAUCAAAGAUGGAUAUAUAGAGUAGAUCCCACUAGAGUAAAUGAAUUUGGAUAUGCUGCCGAGCCUAUUGAAGAACAGCCACAAGCUAUUGAAGAAAAGAUACAAGCCAUUGAAGAAAAACCACAAGAAGUUGAAAAAGAGAAACCUAAAGAUGAUAAAAAGAAUGAUUAAUACAAUCUUCACAAUCAACGUGUUUUACAGUCAGUAGAUGUAUUUUGUUUUAAUUUCUUUUUUUUUUUUAAAUAUUUAAUAUACCUACCAAAACAAAAUUAUAAAAAUAUAUCA
Molecule: messenger RNA, 1107 nt
Organism: Diuraphis noxia (Russian wheat aphid)
Lineage: Eukaryota; Metazoa; Arthropoda; Insecta; Hemiptera; Aphididae
Product: putative lipid scramblase CLPTM1
Cellular component (GO): endomembrane system; membrane
Source: RefSeq, a predicted model, not a curated record